This is a messenger RNA of Carica papaya (papaya), 525 nucleotides long. RefSeq names its product large ribosomal subunit protein eL31-like. Gene Ontology annotation, cellular component: ribosome; cytosolic large ribosomal subunit. The record is from RefSeq and is a predicted model, not a curated record. Gene Ontology annotation, biological process: cytoplasmic translation. Gene Ontology annotation, molecular function: structural constituent of ribosome. NCBI's taxonomy places the organism in Eukaryota, Viridiplantae, Streptophyta, Magnoliopsida, Brassicales, Caricaceae.
CCAUUACCUUCAUCUAUGUGUCUUCAAAACCCUAACAUUUUUAAACUCGUUCCUCCGAUUCCAUCAUCUUCUCGCGCUAAACUCCGCCACUCCCUCUUCCUUCGCUCUCAAGGUCGCCAGAGCGUCUGCUACCUCCUCAGUUAUAAUUGAAGAGUUGGAAAGAUUGUGAAAAUGGUGGAAAAGGGAACGGGAAGAAAGGAGGAAGUGGUUACCAGGGAGUACACAAUCAACCUCCAUAAACGCUUGCAUGGAUGUACUUUCAAGAAGAAGGCUCCUAAGGCCAUCAAAGAAAUCAGGAAGUUUGCACAGAAAGCCAUGGGAACAAAUGACGUGAGGGUUGAUGUUAAACUCAACAAACAAAUUUGGAGCUGUGGUAUCCGAUCUGUUCCGAGGAGGAUUAGAGUCCGCAUUUCUCGUAGAAGGAAUGACAAUGAUGAUGCAAAAGAAGACCUUUAUUCUCUUGUGACAGUUGCAGAGAUUCCACCAGAAGGACUGAAAGGUCUAGGAACGGUGAGUAUGAAGAAG